Molecule: messenger RNA, 1485 nt
Organism: Ostrea edulis (European flat oyster)
Lineage: Eukaryota; Metazoa; Mollusca; Bivalvia; Ostreida; Ostreidae
Exons: 1
Coding region: 1-1485 (494 amino acids)
Molecular function (GO): zinc ion binding; protein binding
Source: RefSeq, a predicted model, not a curated record
AUGGCGCAGGUGGCUCUUCCCUGUUGUCAAAUCCAUACCAACGACGAACUGACCAUUUACUGUAAAGAUUGCAAAAAGAAUGUCUGUGAGGAAUGUGUUAAAGACGAACAUUCCAGUCACUCGUGGGAAUCUGUGGGAAAAUUUUCCAAAAAAUUAUCUUCUAGUCUGCGCAGCACCAGUACCAGAAUUAGGACCACGAACGUCGCAGAGCUACGUAGACAGCUGGUAAAGGUGACGGAGACGUGCCACAGCGCUAAGACGAGGUUUCAAAAGGCUGAAAAUGAAAUCUCUCGACAGGAAGAGGAGGUUAUAAAGUCUGUGAGCCUGUGGGCGGAGAGCUUACGAGAUCAGCAUAGCAGACAAACUUCUGCAUACCUUUCAGGGCUAGAAGAGAAGAAAAAUGAUCUCGAACAAAGGAUAGUACACUUUGAAAAACUUGCCACUGAUCUUGAGGAGAUGGGACCCUCGUUAUCUCAGCUGGAGCUGAUAGAGAGAGUGCAAGAAAUUGAAGAAAAAAUGGAGGAAGAAACGAGCAUUAGCUUCGAUGAUUUAUCAUACAGAAACUUUUGUAAAGGCCAGAUUGAUAUGGAGAAGCUUAAAGCAAUGGUUGGGAAUUUGGAAAAUAAGAAAGAGCCUGAAAUGGCCGAUAAAGAAAAGCAUACCACAGCAACACCUGUGGGUGAUGGAGUCCAUCUUGGAAAUGAAAAUCUUCUUUCAAUGACUGCCAUUUCGAGCGAGGCGGCUUGGGUUCAUCGAUCCAAAUCCAGUAAAAUCGAACUUGUCAACAAGAAAGGGGAGACACUUGAGGAAGUGGAUCUAAAAACUCUGUUUGCAACAUUUACUCUCAUGGAUAACAGGGAUCACAUAUUUGCGUCUCGAGGGGAGCGGUGCAUAAAGAAAUUCAGCGCCUUAGAUGGCGAUAUUUCAACGCUCUUCCACACCAAACCCUUGUACCCAAUCGGUAUCAGUCGCGCUGGUCAACAAAGUCUACUCUUGUCAUUUGAAGACGAAAAGAACUUUAACCCCAAACAAAAAAGCAGAAGAAUUGUGCAAAAAGUCUCCGUGAAAGGGAAAGUCGAGGCAACAUACGAAUUUGAAAAAGGUAGCACCAGACGACUUUUUACACGCCCCAUUCGCGUAUUGGCCCAAAAUGAUAGAAUUUACGUUAUCGACCAGACGUCUGAAUCAUCGGGAAAACUUGUGGUUCUGCGAGAAAAUGGACAACCCCACUCCGUUUACAAUGGGCAAAAUCUCAAAAGUCCAUUCUGUCCCCAAGGCGUAUGCGCAAGUCGUUCCGGCAAUAUCUUUGUCAGCGACACAAAUAAUGCAGCGAUCCAUCUACUGAAUAUGGAUGCCGUUUUCGUGAAAAUUUUGAUUCAAGGAAAGUUGAUUAGUUUACCCACAUCACUAACACUGAAAAAUGAUCAAUUAUGGGUCGGCACCGCAACAGGGCAUAUCAAAGUUUUCCAAAUCACUAAUGAAUGA